Molecule: messenger RNA, 2289 nt
Organism: Gigantopelta aegis
Lineage: Eukaryota; Metazoa; Mollusca; Gastropoda; Neomphalida; Peltospiridae
Product: tryptophan 5-hydroxylase 1-like
Exons: 13
Coding region: 57-1598 (513 amino acids)
Biological process (GO): aromatic amino acid metabolic process; serotonin biosynthetic process
Cellular component (GO): neuron projection
Molecular function (GO): tryptophan 5-monooxygenase activity; iron ion binding
Source: RefSeq, a predicted model, not a curated record
AAGUGUUCAAGUACACCGUCAAAGGUACGACGUCCGUGUUGACGUCGUCUGUACCCAUGGAGAAGCACAAACCCCCGCCGCUUAACUGCUUCGAGGAGAAAAGGGAUUUGAGUAAAGUGGAACGUGGACUUUUUCACAAGAAACGAUUCUGCGAAAAUAUAUCCCCUCCAACGCCGAGCCAGAUUCGAGCCCUCGAGGACAGCUUACGUAACCUGGACGGUAUCAACAGCCCGUCGGGUCUGGGCAAAACAACUUCAGUAGUGUUCUCACUCAAGAAUCAGAUUGGAAAUCUUGUCAGCGCUCUUAAAAUAUUCCAGGAAUACAAAUGUAACGUGGUGCACAUCGAGUCGCGCAAGUCACGACGCCGGGACUCCGAGUACGACAUCUACGUGGACCUCGAGAGCGACAACAUGCGCCUGGAGGAGCUCGUCAACCGACUCAAGAAGGCCGUCGCCAACAUCACCUUCAGCGAGCUCAACAUCCCCAUGUCGCCGCCAUCCAACGUCUGCGAGGAGGCAUGUGACAUGGAGAUGGUCCCCUGGUUCCCGAGGAAGAUCUGCGACCUUGACAAGUCGGCCCACAACGUGCUCAUGUACGGAAUCGAGCUGGAUGCUGAUCACCCGGGCUUCAAAGACAAGGUUUAUCGAGAGAGACGUAUACUGUUUGCAGACUUAGCUGCCGAAUAUAAUCAUGGCAACAUCAUCCCACGCGUUGAAUAUACUCAAGAAGAAAUAGAAACUUGGGGUAUUGUGUUCACUGAACUAAUGAAGCUAUAUCCAACACAUGCUUGCAGAGAAUACCUGGCUAAUCUUCCACUGUUGGUUGAACAUUGUGGAUAUAGGGAAGAUAACAUUCCACAGUUAGAAGACGUAAACAGAUUCCUACAAGCACGGACGGGAUUCCAAGUCAGACCUGUGGCUGGUUAUUUGUCAUCACGUGACUUUUUGGCUGGCCUCGCUUUCAGAAUGUUCCACUGUACACAGUACAUCCGACACAGAUCCGACCCGUUCUACACCCCAGAGCCCGAUGCUUGUCAUGAGCUGUUGGGACACAUGCCAUUGUUAGCAGACGUCAGUUUCGCCCAGUUUUCCCAAGAGAUUGGACUUGCGUCAUUAGGGGCAUCUGAUGAAGAAGUGUCGAAACUGGCCACGUGUUAUUUCUUCACAGUAGAGUUUGGUCUCUGUAAGCAGGAUGGUCAGUUGAGAGCGUACGGCGCAGGACUUUUGUCUUCAAUAGGCGAAUUAAAGCAUGCACUCACUGAUAAGGCAACGAAAAUUGCGUUUGAGCCAAUCAGAACAAGCAAACAGGAGUGUCUUAUCACGACUUUCCAAGAUGUCUACUUCUAUACCGACAGCUUCGAGGAUGCAAAGGAAAGAAUGAGGCAAUUCGCAAGUACCAUAAAGAGGCCAUUCGCCGUGAGGUACAACCCCUACACGCAAAGUGUGGAGUGUUUAAACAACACACGCUGUAUAGCGACUGCUGUCAGUGAACUCAAGGGCGACCUCUGUAUAGUCAGUGACGCACUGAGGAGACUGCAAAUGAACGAAGACUUUGUAACCACUGAUGACGGAGAGAAAAAGAAAGAAACUGAAAUUUGAUUGGCUAACGACAAAUCAUGGCGGAAAGAAAGUGAAAUUUUGAUUGACUAAAGACUUUGUAGGCAUUAGAAUGACUACGUUUUUGGACUAUCGUUUGUGUUUUGCUGUUGGGUUUAAAAAUCGACUUUAUGGCAUUUUUAUUUUGUAUCGUAUACAUGUAGGUGCUACAAAACGAUUAAGAUCAGCCGGAUUGGAGUUGGUGAUGCCAAACUAUUAUUGUAUUAAUACAUGUAGUGAUAUGGAAUUUGUGCUAUUUAUUUGUCUUUAGAUAUUGUUUCACACACACACACACACACACACACACACACACAGACACACACACAGAUUCAUAUUAUUUGUCAACAUUUAAGAAACGCAAACAAUUGGUUUGCACUCUUGUUUCUUCGUUCGAAGUGAUAUUACUUUUGCGUCUAUGUAUACGUUAUUGUCGGUUCUCAUUACCGCCGUUUUUGUUAAUAUCUUCAGUUACCAUUCCAGUAACAAUAACUCUUUAACAUUUUGUUUUUAUUUUUGUAACGAGGAUGCUUUCAUGAACACCAAGACUCGUAUUCAAUGCAAGACGACAUGUAGACUAAAGUAAUUGUUCUUUAGUUGUUAUAUAUAACAUGCAGAUGGUGUUAGACUACAGUAGUUAAAAAUUAUUUCAGAUUUAUGUAAAUAAUAGAUUAUAAAUAAAGUAUAUUCUGUGUGA